Molecule: messenger RNA, 2093 nt
Organism: Ochotona princeps (American pika)
Lineage: Eukaryota; Metazoa; Chordata; Mammalia; Lagomorpha; Ochotonidae
Gene: OPN3
Product: opsin 3
Exons: 4
Coding region: 1-1194 (397 amino acids)
Biological process (GO): G protein-coupled receptor signaling pathway
Cellular component (GO): membrane; photoreceptor outer segment
Molecular function (GO): G protein-coupled receptor activity
Source: RefSeq, a predicted model, not a curated record
AUGUACUCGGGGAACCGGAGCAGCGGCCAGGGCCACUGGGAGGACGCCGAGGAGUCGGAGCCAGCCGGCACGGUGAGCCCCGCGCCGCUCUUCAGCGCCAACACCUACGAGCGCUUGGCGCUGCUGUUCGGCUCCCUCGGGCUGCUGGGCGUCGGCAACAACCUGCUGGUGCUCGUGCUCUACUACAAGUUUCAGCGGCUCCGCACUCCCACGCACCUCUUCCUGGUCAACCUCAGCCUCAGCGACCUGCUGGUGUCCCUUUUCGGGGUCACCUUUACCCUCGUGUCCUGCCUGAGGAACGGCUGGGUAUGGGACACCGUGGGCUGCGUGUGGGACGGGUUUAGCAGCAGCCUGUUCGGGAUUGUUUCUAUUACCACCCUAACUGUGCUGGCCUAUGAACGUUAUAUUCGUGUGGUCCAUGCAAGAGUGAUCAAUUAUUCCUGGGCCUGGAGGGCCAUUACCUACAUCUGGCUCUACUCCCUGGCAUGGGCCGGAGCACCUCUCCUGGGCUGGAACAGGUACAUGCUGGACAUACAUGGACUAGGCUGCACCGUGGACUGGAAAUCCAAGAAUGCCAACGACUCCUCUUUUGUGCUCUUCUUGUUUCUUGGCUGCCUGGUGGUGCCUGUGGGUGUCAUAGCCCACUGUUAUGGCCAUAUUCUGUAUUCGGUUCGAAUGCUUCGUUGUGUGGAAGACCUUCAGACAAUUCAAGUGAUCAAGAUUUUAAGAUAUGAAAAGAAAGUGGCCAAAAUGUGCUUUUUUAUGAUCUUCACUUUCCUGAUUUGCUGGAUGCCUUAUAUAGUAAUCCGUUUCUUGGUGGUUAAUGGCUAUGGGCGCCUGGUCACACCAACAAUAUCUAUUGUUUCGUAUCUCUUUUGUAAAUCAAGCACAGUGUACAAUCCAGUUAUUUAUAUCUUCAUGAUCAGAAAGUUUCGAAGAUCCCUUUUGCAGCUUCUGUGUUUCCGGCCACUGAGAUGCCAGCAGUCGAGUAAAGCCCUGCCAGCUGUCGGGAGUGAAAUGCAGAUCAGACCCAUUGUGAUGUCACAGAAAGAUGGGGACAGGCCAAAGAAAAAAGUGACUUUUAAUUCUUCCUCCAUCAUUUUUAUUAUCACCAGUGAUGAGUCAUUAUCAGUUGAUGACAGUGAUAAAGCCAGUGGGUCCAAGGUUGAUGUAAUCCAGGUUCGUCCAUUAUAGGAAUAAAUGAUGGUAAUAAAAGAUGGAGCCUUGAAUUGAACACUAUAUAUAGACCUCCAUUAAAAAGACUUUCAGAAUACACAUUCUUCAUAAAAUUAACACAAUGUUUGUGGCCCAGCAUAAUUCUGAAUUACUGUCUAGCUUCAAGAAGUAAUUGAAGACAACAAAUUCUUUUCAUUCAAUGGGUGCUUCACAUAAUGAAAAACCACCUGUGGCACAAGAUGGGCAUCUUGACUCCAUCCUCUUCUAAUGUGGGAAAUUUUCAUUUCAGAUACAUUUUUAAGGGACUGUAUUUUCCAAGGCAAUUAUUACAUUUUUCCUCAAAUAUAUUUCUCUGUAAAAAUAGCUUUGUCUCAUACACUUGUGUGAAAUAAUUAGAAAAUCUUGAAUUUUCUGUACAAUUGGGUCCUUUUCAGUGUUGUCAUGUUUGACUAAAUCAUAUUUAUGGAGCUAAUUCUAGAAUGCAAGCAUAAGAGGAGUCUCACACUAAUGUACUAUGGAGUAUGUGCUUGGUGAUAUUACUAAAACCAGCAAUGCAAAGAGAACAGGUUGAGGAAUUUCAAGGUAAUCUUGGUACAUAGCUCAUUGUACAAUUAUAGAAGAUUACAUGGUGAAGAUGAUGUUGAUGACAGCUGCUUUCUCCAUCUAUUUGGACCAUGAGCAUGGAAGGGUUAUCCUGCCUUCAAAUAGUUUUCCAGAGUUACGGAUUUAGGAAAAGAUUUCCAGGCAAACAAGGAACUAAAGUGUAGAAGUGUAUUCGUGGAAUAUAUUAUUUAGUUUUGGUGGUCGUCAAUUAGUCCACUAAAUAAGUUAUGACCAAUGUUGGUGGAGAGGCAACCAUAAUAUGUUACCACUAUACAUGUUCCUUCUGCAAAAGGAUUAUUUUCAUAUGACUACAG